AUGAGCAAGAUCUCAGACUUUGGCCUCCUCUCCUUCGAUGUCUACGGUACACUCAUAGACUGGGAGACGGGAGUUCUCAAUGGCCUCAAGCCCCUUCUGGAAGCCAACAACGCCGAUAUCUCUAGAGAGAAUCUCCUUAAAGCUUAUGCUAAGGCCGAGGUUGCGCAACAGGAGAAAACUCCUGAUAUGAAAUACUCUGAACUGCUCGCCACUGUCCAUCCUCAUGUUGCAGAGAGUCUCAACCUUCCCAAGCCUACUGCCGAGCAGGACAAGGCCUUUGGCGACUCCGUUGCGUCAUGGCCUGCAUUCCCCGACACCGUUGACGCCCUUCGUCGUCUCGGCAAGUACUACAAGCUCGUUGUUCUGUCCAACGUCGACCGCGAGUCGUUCUCUGGCAGUAACUCAGGACCUCUCCAAGGCGUCCCUUUUGAUCUCGUGAUCACGGCUCAGGACGUCGGCAGCUACAAGCCCAACCUGAAAAACUUCGAGUAUCUGCUGCGCGAGGUGGAGGUCAAGUUUGCAAUUCCAAAGGAGAAAGUUCUGCAGACCGCGCAGAGCCAGUUCCAUGAUCACCAGCCUGCCAAGAAGAUGGACAUCAAGUCGUGCUGGAUCGAGAGACCUGGAGCACUUAUGGGAAAUCGCGAGGGUCCUGUCUAUAACUGGAAGUUUGACACGCUUGGUGAUAUGGCGGAUGCAUUGGAGGAGGAACUCACUAGCAAAUAA
Molecule: messenger RNA, 723 nt
Organism: Fusarium sp. VM40
Lineage: Eukaryota; Fungi; Ascomycota; Sordariomycetes; Hypocreales; Nectriaceae
Source: the annotation of a GenBank genome assembly